CUUGAAUGAUCAAACAUUUACGUAUAUGUGAACAGUUUCGAGCAGAAUACACAGUAGUCACAGUACUCGAGAAGUCGCUCCACACAAGCGCAGAAAUGAACCAAUCUUUUCUGAUAUCGAAAUGACGGAGGUUAAACAUUGUGGUCAAUCGGAGCAAACAAAAAUUUUAUGUGUGGGCUUAAUUUGUGUUGAUAUAGUCCAGUUGUGUGAAGAAUAUGUGUCGGAAGAUUCAAAAAAAAGGUGUAUCGAUUUGAAAUACCAGCGAGGCGGCAACGCUUGCAACAACUGCACGGUCCUAUCUCAACUCGGAUGCCCGGUUGAAUUUUUAGGAAUUCUUUAUAAUGAUGAAUUAUUCAAUUUUAUACAACAAGAUAUGAACAAAAAUAACAUUGAAUUCUCUAGUUGUCCAAUAAUCGAAUACGGUAGAUUGCCGAUUUCUACAGUCAUGCUAAGCGAGAAGACAGGGUCGCGAACUAUUGUGCACUAUACUGCAAGCAAUAAAGAAUUGUCUUUAAAUGAUUUCAAGAAAGUCAACUUAAAUGAUUACAGCUGGAUUCAUUUCGAGGGUAGAAACAUAUCAGAAGUUAGUUCUAUGAUGGAGUACAUCAAAAGUUACAAUGACUCUUUGAUUCGUAAACAAAAUGAGACUUCUAAUAAAUUGUUAUCAAUUACCACGAGCGUAGAAUUAGAAAAGCCAGACGAUGAACUGUUGCGGUUAUUAAAAAACGCAGAUAUCGCUUUUAUUUCUAAAGAUUUCGCGCGAAGUCGAGGUCUCAACAGUAUGACGGAGGCGAUUGCGAAUAUUAAACGAUAUCUGAAGCCUGGCGCAAUAUUAUUAAGUGCUUGGGGUGAUCAAGGAGCAAUGGCGUUGACUCCUGAUGGAAGCAUUGUUCAUUCACCUAUUUAUCCUCCGAAUAAAAUAGUCGAUACCCUCGGAGCAGGUGAUACUUUCAACGCUGGAGUUUUGCAUUACCUGAAUAGAGAAAAAUCUAAAUGUAUAACAAAUUGUACCAGUGAAUUUGCGUGUACAAGUGAAAUCAUUACCACUGAUAUUUUACGAAAAGCUAUUCAGUUUGGAUGUCAGAUUGCCGGAUUGAAAAUUAGCUUCCGUGGUUUUGAAAAGUUGGGUGAAUUGUUGAAAAGGUACUUCAUCGUUAGCUCGCUAGAUGACUACAUGGUCUCAACUAUAGCUUAUUUAGCAGUGGCAGUUAGUGAGCCAGCUGAUCGCUCAGUAAGUAGUAUAACAGUUUGGCAGUAGUGAUUCAACGCAUGGAGGGAGCUGUUUCCGUUCGAUUGUACGCAAACCCAACCAUUAUUUUUAUCGCCUUAUCAUUGCCGAACUGUCUUAUCACUGGUCAACAAAUCAAACUGCCAAGAUUCAUUUCUGUGCUGUUUUUAUAGAAGUCGUCGGAGGUUAUAUAGACAACGA
Molecule: messenger RNA, 1429 nt
Organism: Phymastichus coffea
Lineage: Eukaryota; Metazoa; Arthropoda; Insecta; Hymenoptera; Eulophidae
Product: ketohexokinase-like
Exons: 6
Coding region: 122-1258 (378 amino acids)
Biological process (GO): fructose metabolic process
Molecular function (GO): ketohexokinase activity
Source: RefSeq, a predicted model, not a curated record